CUUUUUUCGUUAAGAUAGUCUGCCAACCAGCGAAUGUGUGUUAAUUUUCAUUCGUGUCAAAGUUAUUAAAUUAGAAGGUUCCGUUUGUGGUGUAAAGAAUUUGUUUAAAUAUCAAUUUUCAACAACAUUUUCUUUUCGUUUUAAAAAUCACUCGCAUCUACCAAACAUAAUGGACAAAGUUGUUAAAUUUUGUGAACCUGGUCGUGUUUUCGCCAAAGAUUCUAUCAGAUUAGUGAAACGUUGCACCAAACCGGACCGUAAGGAGUUCCAGAAAAUAGCCAUUGCCACCGCUAUUGGGUUUUGUAUUAUGGGAUUUAUAGGUUUCUUUGUAAAACUAAUCCACAUCCCAAUCAACAACAUCAUUGUUGGAUCAUAAAUGAAUAAACCACACAAAAUAUCUUUGUAAUAAGUUUUCAUUAUAGUUUUAUAGAAUAAUACCUACAUAAUUGCGUUUAUUUUUUCUAUCAUUUAUAUGUUUUUGUAACAAACACGAUAAUCGAAAAUAUAUCUUUAAAAACCAUGAAUUAGUCUUAAUGAUAUACUCGAUUCUGUCUUAGGAAUUAGACAAAAUAAUGUAUGCAACGAUUUUAUUUCGAAAAAAAUAUGAAAUAUGCUUUUCUAA
Eupeodes corollae is the source of this 622-nucleotide messenger RNA. RefSeq names its product protein transport protein Sec61 gamma-2 subunit. Lineage: Eukaryota; Metazoa; Arthropoda; Insecta; Diptera; Syrphidae. The record is from RefSeq and is a predicted model, not a curated record. Gene Ontology annotation, molecular function: transmembrane protein transporter activity. Gene Ontology annotation, cellular component: Ssh1 translocon complex; membrane. The coding region runs from base 170 to 376 and encodes 68 amino acids. Gene Ontology annotation, biological process: protein targeting; post-translational protein targeting to membrane, translocation. The transcript has 2 exons.